Molecule: messenger RNA, 386 nt
Organism: Rhipicephalus microplus (southern cattle tick)
Lineage: Eukaryota; Metazoa; Arthropoda; Arachnida; Ixodida; Ixodidae
Biological process (GO): double-strand break repair; meiotic sister chromatid cohesion
Cellular component (GO): meiotic cohesin complex
Molecular function (GO): protein binding; chromatin binding
Source: RefSeq, a predicted model, not a curated record
GGUGCACCGUCGUCGGUUGCUGACAGUGGUGCGGUGGUUCGCCCCGAAUACACGCCACCAUGUUCUAUGCUCAUCAUAUUCUUCACCGUCGCCGCGGGAAGUUUGGGUUGCUGUGGAUGGCAGCAGCCUCGCCCAAGUUUGUAGGCAAAGCGCAGCUUAUGGCCGUGUCCUUGUCCAGCAUGAGUGAGGCUCUCAAGAGCGAUCUGACCCAUGGGAUUGCUGGGCGGCAGUCGCUGCGUUUCUCCCUCCGACUCUCCUGUCGGCUCGUCACUGGGCUGUGGGUUCUUUACCGCAAGAAGACUGCCCUCACUCGAGCUCUAGCAGAGCAGUGCCUGAAGAUGCUCAUCCAGCGACGGAAGCAUCAAACCACACUGAACAUCGAGUGA